Messenger RNA from Physeter macrocephalus (sperm whale), 414 nucleotides. RefSeq names its product cuticle protein 64-like. The transcript has 2 exons. The coding region runs from base 1 to 414 and encodes 137 amino acids. Lineage: Eukaryota; Metazoa; Chordata; Mammalia; Artiodactyla; Physeteridae. The record is from RefSeq and is a predicted model, not a curated record.
AUGGCCGUCUGGGCUAUGGCCUUGAUGGCUUGGGCUAUGGAUGUGGCUAUGGCCAUGGCUAUGGCCGUGGCUAUGGUGGCUACAGAUACGUCUUCUACCGCCCGUGUUACUAUGGAAGAUAUUGCUCCUCUGGCUUUUACUGAGAAACCUUGCAUUCAACCUCACACUCACAGUCACAAAGCUGACCUACAAUACCAAGACAGACUCACCACUCCUGACACCAUGAGCUACUACGGCAACUACUGCCGAGGCCUCGGCUACAGCUGUGGAGACUUUGGUGGCCUGGGCUAUGGCUACGGCUGCGGAUAUGACAGCUUCCGCAGGCUGGGCUAUGGCUGUGGUUAUGGAGGCUAUGGAUAUGGCUGCUACCAUCCACGUUACUAUAGAAGAUACUGGUGUUCUGGCUUCUACUGA